CUUCCAACCACAUCGACUAGGAUGUCUUCAGAUACUAAUUCACCACCUGACCCGGAGUUUCUUGCUGCAGCAGCCCAACGCCGCAGUGCCACGACAGGAUCAGCAGUUUCUGGUUUUGAACUCCUUCGACAGCAUGAGCAGCAGCAGAAGUUUCGACGUCUGAUAGACCCCGGAAUCCUGAGGCCUAAUUCCCAUGAAGCGGCGAUGGCUUCCUUGAAGAUAUUAUCAAAGAUCUCUGAGAAUCUGUUACGAGAGCCUGAAAACCCCAAAUUCCGGCAGUUCAAGUCGACAAAUGAUACGAUCAGACGGCGCUUGAUUGAAACCAAGGGUGCGCUAGAGUAUGCAAUUGAGAUGGGGUUUCGUCCGGAGGUCAAGGAAUUUCAGCCCCUCUACGUCUGGAAUGAGCGCAAAAGCGAAGAACUACGCCUUGGCGCUCAAAUAUUACAAGAGACUAUAGAACUAGCUGAGAAAAAAUCAGCCAGGUCUCAAACAAGUGCGGCUGAAACGAAGGCUGCCGCUGAGGCUGCCAAACGAAAUGCUCUACUGGCUUUCAUGGACGACCGCAAAACCAAGAUGCUUCGUGAUCAGCGCGAUCGCCACAAUCGCGAAGUUCGAGCCCUUCACCGUCCGAGUGUAGACGGCGAAGGAACUAUAUCCCCUUCUCCACCGCCCUCCAAUGCAGAAAUGCCAGGUAGUGGUCAUGUUUUGUCAUCACCUGACCCUGUAGUAGAUGAACUUCCCCCGUAUCGUGACUGAUCAUUUCAAUCCCUGCCGAUCUAACAUGUUCGCAUUUACGCAGACCAACGGUCAAGUAUUAUUAUAUGAAUCGAUUAAUUUGUAGAAAUACAACAAACACA
Molecule: messenger RNA, 857 nt
Organism: Suillus fuscotomentosus
Lineage: Eukaryota; Fungi; Basidiomycota; Agaricomycetes; Boletales; Suillaceae
Exons: 5
Coding region: 22-756 (244 amino acids)
Source: RefSeq, a predicted model, not a curated record